Molecule: messenger RNA, 1260 nt
Organism: Plodia interpunctella (Indianmeal moth)
Lineage: Eukaryota; Metazoa; Arthropoda; Insecta; Lepidoptera; Pyralidae
Product: gustatory receptor for sugar taste 64a-like
Exons: 9
Coding region: 1-1260 (419 amino acids)
Biological process (GO): detection of chemical stimulus involved in sensory perception of taste; sensory perception of chemical stimulus
Cellular component (GO): membrane
Molecular function (GO): taste receptor activity
Source: RefSeq, a predicted model, not a curated record
AUGCAACGAAGUAACUUUUUGGCAACUGUCCCUAUAUUUCAGAGACUAACGAGAGCUACCCCGCCGCAAUGGAAAAACAAGGCGCGGGAAACUGACGUAUUUCUCCCUACUUUGACAAAAAUUUUCAAAUUCUCCAAGUGGUUUGGAAUACCUACGUACGGGAACAAAAUUUAUUUCAUCUGGGCCACAAUCAUACUUCUACUUCUGUUCACCAUCGUGGUAGCUUCCAUAGUAAAAGUCAUCAGGUCACUUGCUGGAUUAGCACAACAUGAUAGCGAUGGGCGUGGAGUCACAGCAAGAUUAUCAGGAGCAAUUUUCUACACAAACGGGUUGCUGUCACAAAUCCUCUCUUGGAGACUCAUAGCAUCGUGGAAAAGGCUGUCUCACCAUUGGCUGAGGGUCGAGAUCACUUCGUUACAUUUACCUCAAGAUCAAAAGAUUAGACGGAGAGUGGUGAUCGUCACUUGUUUUGUGGCUGUGUGCGCUAUGUCUGAACACAUGCUCAGUAUGAUGUCAGCCACUGGCUUUACCAUCCACCCUGAGGAAUACUUUGACAGGUAUAUGUUGAGUUCUCAUGGCUUCUUAUUCCAUACUGAAAACUACAGUCUAUGGAAAGUUAUACCAACGUUCAUUAUGAGCAAGCUUGCCACCGUUUUCUGGAACUUCCAAGACCUUAUCAUCAUUCUGAUAAGUAUGGGUUUGACAUCUCGGUAUAACAGGCUGAAUUUUUAUGUAAAACAUAUUGUAGCCAAGUCAAGAAGAAACCGCUCCAAGACAGACUCAGACAUGUUUCUCCACAUCCAAAUUUGGCGCAAACUGAGGGAGGCUUACGUAAAACAAUCAUCUUUGGUCCGCACAUUCGACAGACACCUUGGACCUCUAGUGCUGCUGUCAAAUAUUAAUAAUCUUUAUUUCAUCUGUCUCCAACUAUUCCUCGGACUAAACCGCGGCGAGAGAGGCGUAGUCAACCGGAUGUACUACUUCCUAUCUCUGAGUUGGUUGCUCUUCAGAGCUUGCAGUGUGGUGUUGGCGGCAGCUGACGUCAACCUGCACUCUAAACGAGCUCUCAUGUAUUUGAGUCAGUGCCCUGAUACUGGAUAUAAUCUUGAGGUAAAGAGAUUGAAACACCAGCUCACUCACGAUAAAGUGGUACUAAGUGGAAUGGGCUUAUUUUCUUUGGACAGGCAAAACUUAUUGGGAGUGGCCGGAAAUAUAGUUAAAUACGAAAUGGUAUUAUUUCAGUACGACAAAGAUAAUUGA